Betta splendens (Siamese fighting fish) is the source of this 2299-nucleotide messenger RNA. RefSeq names its product phosphatidylinositol transfer protein cytoplasmic 1a (gene pitpnc1a). Gene Ontology annotation, molecular function: phosphatidylinositol binding; phosphatidylinositol transfer activity. Gene Ontology annotation, cellular component: cytoplasm. NCBI's taxonomy places the organism in Eukaryota, Metazoa, Chordata, Actinopteri, Anabantiformes, Osphronemidae. Bases 574 to 1566 code for a protein of 330 amino acids. Gene Ontology annotation, biological process: phospholipid transport. The record is from RefSeq and is a predicted model, not a curated record. The transcript has 9 exons.
CGAGUAGCCGCGACGUUUUUGGUGACGCCGUUACCGUGAGAACCGAAUACCGUGACUUCCGCUGCACUGCGGCCACUUGACGCAGCUGCUGCGCUCGGCUGCGCAUCCCCGAACGCAACUGUCGGGAAAAGUAAACGGAGCGGGAGACGCGCUGAUAGAACGGAGGGCAGCCGCUUCCAGGUGAGCGCGAUCAGACGAGGAGUGUCGGUGGCUGAAGGCGGACGCUGAACCGGGCACCGAGCGGCUGCGGCGGAGCGCUCGCUGUCGGUGGCGACUUGUUCUGGAGUUGUUUGCGUUCUCACACGCCCCAGCGGCACCGAACGCACCGGAGCAGCGUGGACUCCUGGGUCGCUGGAGCCCUUUGUACGCGCGUGUGUGGAGACCCACGUAGGCAGAGCGCGGCCGCCGCGGGGGGUGUCGCUGCUGCUGCUGCGGCUGCUGCUGCUGCGGGCUCGGCGCGUCUCCCUCGCGCGCACCGCCGAACUCGCGGCUUCCACCUAAAUGAGCGACUGAAGACGGAAGACGUGCGCCAGCCUCACAGCGUCCCGCGUCCUGCGUCCUGCCAGCGGCACCAUGUUGAUGAAGGAGUACCGCAUCUGCAUGCCUCUCACCGUGGAGGAGUACCGCAUCGGCCAGUUGUACAUGAUCAGCAAGCACAGUCACGAGCAGAGUGAGCGCGGCGAGGGGGUGGAGGUGGUCCAGAACGAGCCGUACGAGGACCCCGAGCACGGAUCAGGCCAGUUCACCGAGAAGAGAAUCUAUCUCAACAACAAACUGCCCAGUUGGGCGCGAGCGGUGGUCCCUCGAAUCUUCUACGUGACAGAGAAGGCCUGGAACUAUUACCCAUACACUAUAACAGAGUACACAUGCUCCUUCCUGCCUAAGUUCUCCAUCCACAUAGAGACCAAAUACGAGGACAACAAAGGGAGUAAUGACAACAUCUUUGCCGGCGAGCCCAGGGACGAGGAAACCGAGGUGUGCUUCAUGGACAUUGCUUACGACGAGGUCCCCGAGCGCCACUACAAGGAGUCGGAGGACCUGCGGUAUUUUAAGUCGAAGAAGACGGAGCGGGGCCUCCUGCAGGAGGGAUGGAUCCACACCCAGGAACCCAUCAUGUGCUCCUACAAACUAGUCACGGUCAAGUUCGAAGUCUGGGGCCUGCAGACACGCGUGGAGCAAUUUGUGCACAAGGUGAUCCGCGACGUCCUGCUGCUGGGACACAGACAGGCCUUCGCCUGGGUGGACGAGUGGAUCGACAUGACCAUGGAGGAGGUCCGGGAGUUCGAGCGGGCCACGCAGGAGGCCACCAACCUGAAGAUCGGCACCUUCCCUCCCACCAUCUCCAUCUCCGAGACCCCGCUGGCGUCCUGCGCCCGCAGCGGCCCCAACAGCGCCCCGUCCACGCCCCUCUCCACCGAAGCCCCCGACUUCCUCUCGGUGCCCAAGGAGCGUCCGAGGAAGAAGUCGGCUCCGGAGACCCUGACCCUGCCGGACCCCGGGCGCAGGGACUCCCUCUUCAAACUGCCCAGCUUCUUCAGCUGGAACUCCAGUCCGCAACCGGAAUGAGGGGCGAGCAGCGGCGCCCGUGAACGCCCUCCGCCUGUGGAUCAGUAAAGGAUGCCUGCCCAGCGCGUCCUACAAUGCUCCCUCACCCACCCGCCUCCCCCCGCCAGCUGGAGCCAGGCCGACACGCCACUGAUCCCAGCCCCACUCCGCAGACCAGGAAAGCCGGCCGGCACAGACGGCUCCACGCCCGGAAGGCGUCAAUCCACGUCCAUCCCACUGAGAGUCACACCCGUUCAUUCCCUCCCGUCUCCUCGUCACACCAAGCAUCAGGCAGCGCAGAGUCCAUUUAGUCUGACAGCGCGUAGCAUUUACUCCUCAGAGUGUUUCGUCCCACAGAACCUCCUCGUUUUCAUCCAAGCUCAGGGUGUUUUGAAGCGAUAUGGUGUCGGUGUGAGGUGGUUGUGUGUCCUUGUAUAUACGGUGCAGUAUGAACAUUAAAUAGCGAUAAACAGGAUGUAACCAGUGAUGCUGCUGCUAUGCUGUGUUUUAUUAGUCAUGACGUCUGUACGUGACAUUUGUAAAUGCAUGACCUGGGCCACAGGAGCUGCUGCUGGGUAGUUGUGAUUUUCCUUUGCUAACUCGGCCUCGUUCGGGAUGUUGUUGCGCUUUCACAGCCUGGUCGUGUCGUCUGUUGUGUUUUCUGCUUCCUUCGCUCUAACUGUGAUGAUUUGUAGUCAUACUGUUGGUGGGUUUUAUAUUCAGUACAUGGAAUUAAAUGCUGUUGUGUCCAUAA